UUCACAAUUCUGACAAUUCAUUGUGUGUGAAUUUUGCAUGUCAUUCGUAACGCCGAAUUGUUAGGACGAGCGAGUUAUUUAUUAUUAUAAUUCAAAAUGCUUAGUGUAAAUGAAAAUUUUCCUGAAUAUGCGGUACCCGGUGCUAAGCAAGUCCGUUUCGAACCCUACGCUGAUAAUGGAGGAAGCAUCGUUGCUAUCGCCGGUGAGGAUUACGCUGUGAUUGGUGCUGACACCCGUCUUAGUACUGGCUUCUCCAUCUACACUAGAGAACAGAAGAAACUGUUCAAAUUGUCAGAUAAAACUGUCUUGGGAGCGACAGGAUGCUGGUGUGACACGCUUACACUGACUCGCUUGUUGCAAGCCAGAAUGCAGAUGUAUGAGCACGAGCAUAACAAAUCCAUGUCUACUCCUGCCGUGGCUCAGAUGCUGUCCACUAUGCUGUAUUAUAAGCGAUUCUUCCCAUAUUACGUGUCAAACGUCCUGGCUGGGUUAGAUGCAGAUGGAAAAGGUUGCGUCUACAGCUACGAUCCUAUUGGGCAUUGUGAACGUUCUAACUACCGGGCCGGCGGCUCCGCAGGCGCCCAACUGCAGCCUCUGCUUGAUAACCAAAUAGGCCUGAAGAAUAUGCAGAAUGUUACUGAAGCUCCCAUACCCAAAGAGAAAGCUCUGGCUCUACUCAAGGAUGUGUUCAUCAGUGCCGCUGAACGUGAUAUAUACACUGGUGACUGUAUCUAUAUACUGGUCAUUACUGCUGCUGGUACACAUGAGGAGAAGUUUGAGUUGCGUAAAGAUUAAAUUUGUAAUAAAUACUUUUUCCUAUA
Trichoplusia ni (cabbage looper) is the source of this 821-nucleotide messenger RNA. It is a transcript of the gene Prosbeta6, whose product is annotated as proteasome subunit beta type-1. Lineage: Eukaryota; Metazoa; Arthropoda; Insecta; Lepidoptera; Noctuidae. The transcript has a single exon. Gene Ontology annotation, cellular component: proteasome core complex. The record is from RefSeq and is a predicted model, not a curated record. The coding region runs from base 97 to 795 and encodes 232 amino acids.